Molecule: messenger RNA, 6349 nt
Organism: Beta vulgaris subsp. vulgaris (sugar beet)
Lineage: Eukaryota; Viridiplantae; Streptophyta; Magnoliopsida; Caryophyllales; Amaranthaceae
Product: putative F-box protein At4g05475
Exons: 2
Coding region: 118-1197 (359 amino acids)
Molecular function (GO): protein binding
Source: RefSeq, a predicted model, not a curated record
AACAAAAAUCCCACAAACGCAUAAAUAAUAAAGCUUCCCGCAUUACAAAUUCGCUCCAUUUCCUCAAACCUCACUCCAACGAACAAACACUCCUUCCCUCCUUCAACUCAAUUCACUAUGUCUUCAAUCAUCUCUUCUCGUCCAAACCCUAACCCUAACCCUAAAUCUUCUGAAUUUUCCACUUCAUCUUCAACCAAAUCAACCAAAACCAGACGCAAAAAGAGGAAUUCUCGAAACAGGAAGAAGAACAAGAAUAAAAAAAUGCCGAAUUGGUUAGAGCUUCCAGAGGAUGUUUGGUCCCUAAUUUUCUCGAAUUUAUACACAACUCACAUAAUCGAAAAUGUUCAAAAUGUUUGCAUGUUAUUCCGUAAACUCUGCAAACAACCUUCUUUGUAUAAGAUCAUCGACAUGACUCUUCCAGAUGCUUAUAUGGACUUGACAUUUGAUGCAAAUGUCAUGACUCGCUUCGCUGUUGAUCGUAGUUCUGGGUGUUUAGUUGAUAUAUAUUUGGAAUCUCUUUGUGAUGAUGACACCUUGAUGUAUAUCGUCGAAAGGUCAAAGAAUCUUAAGCACCUGCGACUUGGGCACUAUAUUAAUGUUUCUGAUGAGGGGCUGAUUGAAGCUAUAAAAGGGCUUCCAGUGCUCGAGGAAGUGGAGAUUAUAAUAUGCUCUUACUCUGAGGAUACUAUUGAAGCUAUUGGCCGCACCUGCCCUGCACUAAAAUCAUUCAGCCUAAAUGAUGUUGGUUCUAAAAGCCAUCACUAUCUUGGCAAUGAGGAAGCUCUAGCCGUUGCUAAAAGCAUGCCUAAUCUGCGCAAGCUUCAACUGAUUGGAAACUGUAUGACAAAUCAUGGUUUGAAAGCAAUUCUUGAUGGAUGUCCUCUUCUCGAAUCUCUUGAUCUACGUGCAUGUUUCCAUAUUGAUUUAUCUGGUAAUUUGGGUAAAAGAUGUGAAAAGAUCAAGAAGUUGCGACGGCCAUAUGACUCCACUGAAGAUUAUAGCCACCAAGCGUGUACUGAUUCAGAAGAGUUCCCUGGUUACAAUGAGUAUGAUUCUGACGGUAGUGGCUUCUUUGGCUUCCAUCCGGGAUACCUUGAUUUUGAGGAUGAAGAUCCUGAUUACUUUGAUGAUUAUGAUGAUUUCCCACUCCAUUACUUUGCUGCUUCUGGCCUUUUAAACUAUGAAUCCUCUGACUGAAUUAUCAGCUUUUUUUCUUUCUUGCCGGAUCUACAAUCUUGUUUGCUCCUUUAUCUCAGGUUAAUCUUGCCGUGGUAGCAACCCAAUGACUGCCAGCUGGCUCAGCUCUUUUUUUGGCUCUUAGCUUGUUGCAUCUGCACUUGUGAUGCGUUUCAUCUCGGGUUGAUUUUGCCUUGAAAUAGAUCUUUUUUUUUCUUUUUCCGGCUAGGUCUAGGUUUUGUUUUUCGAAUGUUUAAUCCUGACCUUUUAUGAUAGUUUGUAUAAUGAAUCUAUCUUGUGCACUUAUAAAGUACUCAACUAAUUUAGUUUCAGAAGUGCUCCAUAUUUUUUUUAUUUGCUUACAGAAAUGUUAAACGCUAUUGCUUCCUAUACUCUCUCAGUCUCUUCUUUGUAGGAAGUGGCUAUUGGAGUACUCUUUAUCAGCCGCGUUGAAAGAACAGUUGCACCUGAGUCUUCAAAAGAUCCAGGUUUGAAGCUUCUUACAGUGUUACUCCCUCUGCUGAGAAGUAAUUCUUCUUCCAUUUAAGUAACAGGAUGGUCCAUUAACUGGUGAAGAUUUCAUGCCAAUAAAUCACCUCAAAAAAGAAGUAUGGAGGUCAUAUUUUAUAUUCCUGAAAUUGUUUUCUGGUAUGCCUGUGAUUCAAUGCCAUAUAACUUCAUAGAAGUAUCAUUUAUAAUUUAGUGUCACUUUCUGAGUGUAUUUGAUUAAUAUUUUUCUGGAAUUUUUCUUUAAGCAUGGUGCAUAUGUGCAAAAAGGCUUCUUUUGCCCUUAUUCUUAGUUUUCUACCUCUUUGUCUUCAUAGCUUAACUAAUAAAUCUGCUUCAUUGUUGCUCCCACAUGACAUCUCUACAAAUUGUUUUGAAAUGUCCCAAUUCUCAUAUGUUCACUUACUGUUAAUUUAAUUUUAGUGGUCAUACUUUUUAAUGUCUUCAUACAUACAAUAAUUUUUAAAGAACCGUUUCUGUAUACUUUUUGUUUAGUAGCGCCACAAUAUAUAUACACACACAGUCACACACACAAGAAUAUGUGUAGAUAGAAGUGUGUAUCAAAAUGUUCUGACAAAAGAAAGGCGAAUAUAUCCCUAGUUUUUUCUAGCUGGAAAUGAAAUUAGGCUGAACAUAUCCCUAAUGAUAUGUUAAUUUAAAGCAUCCUUUGAGAAAACAUAUCAAAAAGAAGCUGAACAAUCACAACAUAGACGGGGAUGAAUAUUGAAUGACCAAUGAUAUGGUUUCUUUUUUUUUAUCUAUUGUAUGAGUCGUACUAUAUGUUAUAUGAAUCACAAACUUGUUAUUCACUCAAAAAGUGAUUGUCAUAUGUCAAAUACUCACAUAAUGUACAUGUGGCCGGCUAGAUUGUCAUAAACUAGUUUUAUAUGUACGCGAUGCGUGCGAAAAUACGUAGAAAUUAAUUUUAUUUAGGGGAUGUAGAAAAUUAAAUUAAUUGUUAAUUAUAUCUAAUAAAUUAGGGUCAUUUGAAUUGUUGACGGUUUUCUUUUUGUAAUGUAUUUUGUUAUGUUUUAAACUAAUUAGGUAGUUUUCUUUUUUAUAUUUACAUUUUCUAUUUUUUAAUUAAAGUAAAUAGUUACUCUUUCUUUUUGUUUUUUGGUGUCCUAUCCCUCCUGACAUAUAGAAUAAAGAUGUAGUAAAGGUAAAAUGGGGUUUCUAAUAUUUUGGUAUCCUAUCUCUUUUCACAUAUAAAAUAGAGAUAAUUCACUCAUGUCUCAUUUCUGACGUUCUUCUGAUCAUUUUUGUCAAAGAGAAAGACAUCAUAUGAUAAAGUAAUACCUUAGAAUUAUUUGAAAGAUUCAUAGCAAUUUCACAUGACAGAACACGAACAAGAAGGUUUAUUGACCAAGUAAUCAAAGAAGCAGCAACAUCAAAUAUUGAUGCAAAAAGAUGAUAUAUAAUGCACCAAAAUUAAGGUCAACAGUCAACACAGAUAACAGUGUAAUACAAUUAGCAAAUACAGAUAACAGUAGUUUGUAUCUCCUAACUGCCUUUGAACUUUAGUUUUAUUAACUUAACUAAGAAAAUUCCAUGAUUACUUUGCUGGAGGCGGCCCUCUGGACUGUAUGUAUUCUGACUUUGCGGCAGUUUUUUUGGCAUUGCUAUCAUGUUAGUGUGUUUGACUUGGUUACGUGCCUACAUAUAAAAUCAUUUUUUCUUUGCAUGACCAAUUUCUUGUGAUUUUCAUAUUAUCUGACCACUUACUAAACAUAUCAAUGUGAUAUUUUUUUGUCGAUUUAGAUUAUCAAUGCAAUGUUAUUUGCAAGUUUUUGAUAUCAAUAUAAUCAUCGCUUGAUAUAAGUGGAGUGUAUCCAGUUCUGACAUUUUCAGAAAACACUCUACAACUAGUUUCAGAAGCUUCAGUUCUAUUGGCAUGAUGUUGUAAAUCUAAACUGAAGAACAGACAAAAGAUGGUCUAAAGACUAUACAAUACAUGGUAUAUCUAUAUCUACUGCAAACUGCUGUACUAAAGUGUAGGUGUCGUACUCAAACUGUCUGCCGGGGUCUGUGACUGUGACCUUAGCGAGCCAAGCGAGGAGGGAGUAAGUGAGGCGAUGCGAGGAACUUGUAGUGAUUCAACCGCUCCUUCUAACAUGUCGACCACUUGACUCAUCUCUGGUCGACUCGAUGGGUUGGUUUUCACACACCAUAAGCUCACUAAGAUCAUCUUCUUCUGAAUGUCUCUCUCAUCAGCACUUAACAUCUCUUGAUCAUCAAGUGUUUCCCCUACUUCGAGUUUCUCAUAUAUCCAUUGAGGAAAAUAUUUUUCAGUUCUGCUUUGAUCAUCACCUUCAAUAUCAGCUUUUCUUCUACACCCAACCAUUUCAAGAACCAGCAUUCCAUAACUAUAAACAUCUGACUUGUAUGAAACACCACCAAAACUCCUAAGAAAUACCUCAGGAGCAAUGUAUCCCACAGUUCCUCUAGCUUCAGAUAUCGAGAUAAGGCUCUCCUUCCGCGGGCAUAACUUAGCAAGGCCAAAAUCAGAAAUCUUUGGGCAAAAAUUUGCAUCUAGGAGAAUGUUGUGUGGCUUAAUGUCGAAGUGAAGUAUUCUCGUGUUACAACCUCGAUGCAAGUAUUCAAGCCCUCUUGCAAUUCCAACUGCAAUUUGGAAUAGCUCUUCCCAUGAUAACAAGUGGUGGUUAUUUCUUCCAUACAGGUACUUCUCAAGAGAUCCAUAGGGCAUGAAGUCGUAGACAAGAGCUCGGUUUCGACCUUCAUAGCAAAAGCCUAAGAGUGUGACAACAUUAACAUGGUUAGUCUUUCCGAUACUUGCAACCUCGUUAAUGAACUCCUCUGCAUUUCCUUCUGUUUUUUUCAGAAUUUUUACUGCCACAAGAUGCCCUGUAUUUUGGAGCUUUCCUUUGUAUACAGCACCAUAGCCUCCUUCACCUAGCUUAUCUCUGAAAGAAUUAGUUAUUUUCUUCAGAUCAGAGUAUGUGUGUCGUUGUAGUCCAACAGUUCCAUGAUUUCUUAAGAAAGCCUCAACAUCUGGCUUCUUCUUUUUCCGAGAUUUCUCCUUUGCUAACCAUCUUCUUCUUACACAGAUUACUAAAACAAGUAAAAUUCCUACCCCAAUAACUGAAAAAGAAGCUGCAAGGCAAUCAAGUAAUAGCAUUUUAGGUAUGCGACUAUAUAAACUGCUAGAAUAAAUUUAACUUACAAAUAUGUAAAAGGAAAACAUUCAAAAAUUGGUAUAUGGAUGAAAUGAGCAUAAGCGUAUAUCACCUAGUAGUGUGAUCUUGGAUUUGGUUAGAAAAACCUUGUAUGGAAUGGAUCCUGUUUUCAAUAUUUAGUUAGAGAUAUGCAUGUAAAUAGAAGGGGUGGGGUUGGGACUCGGGAGUAUGUGCUCCCAGAUACUGUACUGUGGUACCUGGGAAGGGGCACUUGGAUUCAUCAGUGCAGAAACAAAAGAACUUCUUCGAAUGCGGCUCAUGCCCACACUGGCCUCCUGAUCUAAGACAUGCUUGACACAAUCUAUUAUUCGCGCUCCAUCCAAGCUCGAAACCGUUCGAAGCAACUAGAGGAUUGUAACCUCCCCCUUGAUCCAGCAUCAGAUUGUCUGAAAUGUGUAUCGGAAGGAAAAUAUGGUUUGGACACGAAGCUUCAGUGAUGUUACUUUUCAACAUGGCAUUCUUGGUCAGCCAACAAACUGAUAAAUUUCUUUGAGGUGGACUCAUAGGACAAGGGAAUGCUUGAAACGUCGUAAGAUUACAUAACGAUGAACAAUUACCGUAAAACAAGGUGAGGUUGGCAUUAAGAGCUGUAUAUUGGAAAAUAGCUGAAUCAAUUGUGAUGUUGUUUAGGUGAUCAGGGCACCCAAAUUUUUGCUUAAAAUCUCGCCUCGCAACUUUAAUAGUGGAAGAUGUGUAGUUGAUGCUCAUAACCAUAAAAGUUUGCGACUUCAUCGUCAUAAGAGCAUCAGUUUGAUUGCAGCCAAAGAGCUCAAACCCAGGAUGCCCACAAUAUGAUGGUCUGUUUAAGCCAUAGAAAGGGUAGCUUAUAUUUGUUAUGUUUCCACAGUUAAAUGUCUGACUGCAAGUUUUAAACUCUCUGCUUAGGCGGCAAAGAGAUGUAGGAAGAUGAGUAAAUAAUGCAAGGAAAAAAAUGGCAAAUGAAGAUGAAACAAGGACAUCCAUUAUUGAAGAUAGUAAGAAAGGGGAAGAAAGAGGGAUUUUUGAGAGAUUAUUUGCAAAGGUGAUAUUUUGAAGCAAUGAUGUGAAUUGAGUGCAAGAUAAUGGGUUCUUUUAUGGUCAAUAUAAAGCAUUGUGGACCAGUUAUUAUUUAUUAUUGGAGACUUUGGGAGUAUUGGACCAUGGCAUGCAGUAGGGACUGAUGUCUACUGUCUAGUAGAGCGAGAAAUAUUUGGCAAGAUGCAAACUUCCCAGAAGCCGCCAAACGAUUUAAUCUCGACUAGAUAAAAUAAUCAAGAGUUGUGGACUCUGUUGGGAUCUCUCGUUCUCAUAGAGACGUUUACCAUUUUGAUGUAGAGUUUGUCGUGUAAGAGACCGUCUAUUUUUAAGUUAAAAUUAGGCAAUGGUAAGCGUAAUAUUUUAAUAAUUUUUAUUUGAUGUAAUAUUUGGUUCACUAUUUUUGAAUUCUAAAAAACGAAGUGAAUUAUUUAUUUUGCUCUUGUUUGAUUAAA